This is a messenger RNA of Paramecium tetraurelia, 402 nucleotides long. RefSeq lists its product as uncharacterized. The transcript has 2 exons. NCBI's taxonomy places the organism in Eukaryota, Ciliophora, Oligohymenophorea, Peniculida, Parameciidae. The record is from RefSeq and is a predicted model, not a curated record.
AUGAAUAUCAAUGGCUCUGAUUUACAAGGCGAGGAUUAUCUUAAUCCUUCUGUAAAUAUCUCUAAAUAAUAAGAAGGAAAUCUUUGCAUCAAGUAAAAAAAUGGUCAUUGGGACGACAAUGAACAUUCCAUAUAUUUAGAAUUUUUAUCAAAUGCUAGAGGUGACUCUUACAAGAAAGGACAACCAUUAUUUAAGAAAAUGAGUGAGUUUAUAGGAACUAGAUCCCCAAGCUAAUGCAGAUCACAUCAUUAAAAAUUCAAUCCUUAGAACUUCGAAACCAAGAAUAGUAAGAAGAAAUACUUCAAAAAUAGAAUAAAAGACUCAAGAUAGCCUAUUUUAAGAAGUAAAUAAAUAAUGAGGAAGUACUUUGCCUUAAAUAGAGAAACGACCGAUGAAGAAUGA